Molecule: messenger RNA, 6092 nt
Organism: Chilo suppressalis (striped riceborer)
Lineage: Eukaryota; Metazoa; Arthropoda; Insecta; Lepidoptera; Crambidae
Source: the annotation of a GenBank genome assembly
GUAGGUAUUAGGCAUAGGUAUUUAGUUGCAAAAAUUAUGUUCUUACCUCUUUCAUUUUAUUUAUCAUUCUUUCGUAGGCGUCGUUCUUUUUAUUUCGGUCGGAAUAAUCUUUAGAUUUAAUUUUCCAGAGUGCAGGCAGAGAUUUGUAUAAACUAAUUAAUUCAGACGUGAAUUCGCGAUUGUACGUACGCAAAUCUGCCAUUUUUGAGUGACGAUGACGAACGACCUCAUGAAACGACGAGCGAGCCUCGACACAAAGUACACUCGACUGUGGCUUGAACACUGAACGCCCAACCACACGCACAGACAAGUACGCGCAGACCGGGCUUGCGCAGGCAAAAUUUCAAGCAAGUCGAAAAAUGCGCAGGCCGCGCUGUGGGGUUGGCGCGUGAUACAGUUUUACCAACUACACGCACCGUGUUCCGUGUACAAACCGGCCUGCGCAGGCAAAACUGUGGUGAAGCUCGUGCGUGUGGUAGGCCCAUAACUGUGCCGUGUGGUAACGCACAAAGUGUACAGUUUUUUCGUGCGAGAUGCUUGCGCAGGCCAAACUGUGGUGAAGCUUGUGCGUGUGGUAAGCGCAUAAGGUGGAUCCCUAUUCAAUAGAAAACUAAUAAUAAAUUUACUACAGAUUUUAAACAAUGACGUAAAAUUAAAAAUCUUUAAAACAUCAUAGCAGAUAAACAAAUGAAAAAUUCCGCUUAAAAAGAGCCAAUUAUAAUAAAGUUUACCCUUCUUCUGCAAAGUUGCAAUAUUGGUUAAAAUUCCAAAAAAAAUAUUUUAUUCUAUUAUAUUCUUAGAGCAUCUAAGGAUUAUAUUACAUUGUUUUCGAUAUCAUAUUGACGUCACUAUUGUCAAGUCAAAACAGUCAUCUGCGUGCCGCGACUUUAUGUGAAUAAAAGUAGCUUGACGGUGUAUAAUGCCGGCGUAAUAAAGUGUCGGUAAAGAAAUUCUCAUUCCCCAAAACUCGAAGUUUGUUACGUUAUGUCAUUUGAAAUAUUUGAAUAUUUGUCAAUUGAUUGGUUGAAUUAUUAUUGACGUUCUUUCUCAUUGGUUCAUACAUCACUCAUUUGUAAUGUAAAACAAAGUUUGUCGGCGAACGCUAGGGGGCAUUAGUAAAAUGUCGGCGAAGUAUUUUUUUUGUCGUUUUAUUCCUUUCGUUUCUCAGUUUCGAUUUGACUAGAGGUGAUUUGUUCUGUUUUGAACUACGUUCCGUAAAGUCUCGUCAUUUUUAGAAAAAAAUAUUGUUUUGCUUGAAAUGACUACUAUGGAAGAGGAUAGUAGCCCAACCAACGAAGAAAUACCAGUGGGGAAUCCAGAUGAACUUACUAAGAAUCCGAUUGCGUUAAAAGAAUCUCAUGAACAGAUGGCAACUCUUGAUGUGCUAGUAUGUGGCCAGUGUCAUUCUGCUUUUCAUUUUAUUGAAGAAUUUAAAGAACACAAAGGUGAUAACAAUUGCACAGGGAAAUCACCUGUUAGAGAUAGUAAUGAAAGCAAAGCGCAAGUAUGGGCAUUUCUUUUGUGGAAGUGUUCAUCAGCACGAGAUGGCUCUGUCAUUAAUACUGACAAUAGCUGGAAGCUGUAUCAACAGUGGUGUCGGAUGCCUGAAGCUCAACGCACAGCCUGGAUUACGGCUGGAUCAAAUGUCCAAUCCCUUUCUAAAUUUGCACAUGCUAAAGUUAUGGAACUGAAAACUGAAGAUCAACUUGUACCAGUGCAAACUCCUGUACACCAAUCACCUGACACAAAGCGACGUGGAAGACCUAAGAAACAAACAAAAUCUCUUGAAGAUGAUUUACAACCUUCUGGUGAAGAAAGUGAUGGCUUGAUUAAAACUACUCCACAGAUUAAAACUACACCUGUUAUAAAUAAACCACCUGUGUCAAUAAUUAAAAAGGAUAAGGACGCUAUGGACAGGGAGUCUGUUCGCAACGCCCAGGAGCGCGUGCCACCCGAGGAGCGCAUCGCUCGGCGCACAGAGCGCGAGGGCGGCGACCCUUCCGAAGCGGGCGAGUACGUGGUCGAGAAGAUACUCGCCAAGCGGUUCAACCCGCGCCGCAAGCUCUACGAAUACCUGCUCAAGUGGGAGGGAUACCCGCAUGAACAAAACACUUGGGAACCAGUUGAAAACAUGGAGACUUGCAAACAUCUUCUGGAGGCAUUCGAGAAACAACUGGCUCGUCAGAAGGAGCUCAAGGCAUUGCGUGCUCAGCAACAACAACAACAACAUCCAGUACAGGUCAAACAAAUCAACACUCCCUUACCACACGUCAUCAAGCAAGCUGUAAAGACAGUCGAUAGUCCUUCAUUGACUCCAACAGGUCGUUUACAACGCACGAGCAAAGUUCGCGCCUUAGAUCAAGUGAAGGCUUGGUGCGGCGCCGAAGACGAGCCGCCCGCCAAAAAAAUAAAAAAGGAAGCUUCCUCGGAAGACGAUACCUACUCGGAUGCAGAUUCUACUAAAGCUGAAAAGAAAGUAGUGAAUGGGCAGUCUUCACCAAAAUCAGCGAUUGAUCCAGAUCUAGUAAAAUCAUUGGGUCUCAGCGGAAAAGGAAUGCCUAAUAUCAAAGGAGUCAUAAAAGUCGACCCUAAGCAUAUGCCGAAUCUAUCAACUGGCGUGUACAUAAUGUCAAAGAGUUCAGGCAUAAUGAAGAUUGAUACGCCAGGAAAAAUAGGACCAGGACUUAACAUUGAUCAAGAUGUGAUAAGAAAACAAAUAUUAGCUGCCAAACAGAAAAAGACAGAAGAAAUAAAAAAAGUAACUUCGUCGCCAGUGCAUAUGACAGGGACUCCUCAGGCAAAGCUGGCAAAGAAAACGUUCUCGGCGACAGGGCAACAAGUGACCGAGAAGACUAUAAUCACGCCGUCGGGCCAGAAGAUCAUCAAGCGGACGAUACAAAGGCCAGUAGGAGUAACUCCCACUGAGAAAUCACCAGUGGCUAUACUUAACAAGAAGCUUGCACAGGGUGAUAGCCUUCUCCGAAGAGGCGGAAUGAUCCGAGGCCGCGGCCGAGGCUCGUACCCCUCCAUCGCCACGGCGGGCGGUAACAUUGUACGCAUUCGGGAAAAGGUGCCCAUCAGCUUGGACUUCGAUCGGUCGGACGCGUCAUCGGACACAUCGGACGGUGUAGACGAUCCGUUCCCCCGGGAACUUGGUCCUAUUCCGCCGCCAAGCCCCGACCGGCCGUUGACUAUAUGCCCGGAGACUGGGAAGAGAUUGGCCCGAGCAGAGGGGGAGCCCACGCCCCCGCCUACGCCUUCGCCUCCGCCUACGCCGCCGCCCGCGGAAGUCGCCACCCCAAUGCUUAUGAAGGUAGAAAUGUCUCCCGGCGGCACGACCGGUAUGCUUGUGCAGGGUGACGGAGCACAGCCUUCGUUGCCAGUCCUAACAGAUGAGGAUGGUUCAGAGGUGAAAGUGGAAGCGAGCGCAGUGAAACAACUGCUCGAAGAAGGCGUUGGCGUAGAUGAAGGCGAAGAAGUUGGACUUUUGCAUUCGGCACACCCUCCGAUCAUGAUCCGAGGCGAGGACGGAGUUCUAUACCAGGUGGCUGGUGAAAACGAAGCCGGGCAAACUUUACUAGUGGCCGCGGAGGGCGUGGAAGGCGCCGUUGAGGGCGUGGAGGGCGCCGUCGAGGGCGAGGGUGACGGAGUGAUGUACGUCACCAGGGAAGACGGACAGGACGUGCUAGCGAUCGACCCCGCGCAACUAGCGCACUUAAUGCCGGGCGGUGGCGGCGACGCUGCGCCCGCUUUGCAGCAGGUGGCCGUGCAAGUGGAAGGGGAGCCCGGCGAGGACGCCACGCAGGUUAUCGCGCAGUUGCUGCAGGCGGACCUACCCUCGCCCGGCGGCACACGGCGAGUUGUACUAUUACUGCCCGACGGCAGCUUAACGAUGACGGAGCUAGACAAAGAACAAUACGAGUCAAUAACUGAAGCUAGUAAAGCCCAGGAAUGAGAAACAUGCAUUCAAGAUAAUGUGUACAAAAUGUUGUUGACUGAUUAAUAGAAAGGUUAGACAUAUUUAACCACCUGGAUUGGUUUAUCUGCAGAUCCUUGGUAAAUGCAUUUGACGACAACUUAAAUGACUAAACAUACUAGUAUAUUAGUAACAAACCAGUUAAAAGAAAACACUGCUAUUCAACUCCUGUUGUAGUCUUAACAUAAGGUUUCCUUCAGCUUUCUGAAAAUAAACAAUAUUCUGUGAAUGUUGUUUUAGUAUAAAAUAAAACGAUAGAACAGUCCAGAUUUUUCCUCAAACUGAUUUCACCUAGAAUAUAGAUUCAAGAAUAAAUCAAAGUUAAUAUAUAACUAAUUCAGUUAAUUGUAAAUAUUGAUAUCAAUAAAAGCAUACUAAUAAGAGGCGGCUGAAAUAAACGCCGUUGAACGGACCCUUAUUUGUGUUUGUUUUUCCGAACAGCAAUCAUAUUUUUAUCUGGUCACCACAACAUGUAAUAAUUCUGUAAUUGAACUAUGGAUCCAACUAACCAACAGCUUUUAGUUGUAAAUCGAUAACAUUUUUGUCAGUCUACUCUGAAGAUUUGCUGUGUAACAGAAUCGUGUUUCCUAUAUUGAUAUAAUUGCACAAGUAACAUAGAUAGUUUCCAUUAUUUGUACUGUUUAAUUUAUAAAUGCCUGUAAAUAAAAUAUUAAAUAUAUUUUUAAUCGAAAAUGAACUUAGUAAUGACGCAGAACAUUAACUAAAUACAGUAUAGAAAAGUAUACAGUUACUUUUGACUAGUCACUGUGUACAACAUGUGGUGACUUCGUCGAUUCGAAUAUUACUUUUAUUUGCUUGUGUUUUCUUAAUUAAUAGUCAUGACAUCAAUAUUUGUCUUCUUGAGCCAGAAAAUUACCCAUCGCACCCAUUAGCUCUCUUCCCAAAUGUAGUAGUACCUACCAGUGAUUUUAAACUAACAAAAUUUAAUAGUAAAUCGACAUGAAAUUAAUAAUUUAUAAAACUGUAGAAACUAUAAUGUAUACUUGAUUCUCAUGUUACAGUGACAAUAAAUUAGAAGAUAUUAUCGAUAACACUUUAAAGAAACCUGUUGAUUCAAACCAAGUAGUAACUUGUAUAGGUAUUACUUUUUGUAUUUGUAGCAGUGCUCUACAUUAAAAAGUUGUUAUUUUGUUGAAACGUGACUACAUCUGAAGACGCUUAAAUGUUGUAUCCUCUUUUAUACCAUUUCACUAACAGAUAUUUUAACGGGCAUAUAAAGUAAAUUGAGACAAUAUUAUUGUUAUAUACUGUCACUGUCCUUCUUUCAAUAAAAAGCGUGCUGUAUUUUAUAUUUUUUGUAAGUUUGUUGUUUUGAGAGAUGUCAGUAUGUUACUAGGGUAUAGAAUGGAAAGGAAAUAGUUGUAAAAUUAUUGUUCAUAGGUAUUAAUUGCUGUAAAUUAAGGAAUGAUCUAAAAAGGCAUAUAAUAUUGCAUAAAACAAUAGAAUGUUAACAUAACCACAGUAAAUUGUCUUCAAACUUAUCCAAUUUGUUAAGAUAUUUGCAUUCUAAUAGUGUAAAACUGUAUUACUUAAACGACUGCAACUCUAAAGCGGUCAAAAAAGAUAUGUAAAUGUAAACUACUCACAACCAGUAAUUGGUGUGUAUAUAAAACUUUUUAUUGUUGCAUCUGGCGCAUUCAAGCAUCACUAUCCAACUCAUAAAAUUUUGAACUUUAAUAAAGUAGAAUUUACUUCAAAAAAUUGUAACGCCGCAUGUCCAUAAGAGCCAAUCUAUCUAUGAACCGCACCUCUUUGAGUGUGUCGAGCUAAGCGAAAUCCUAUUUAGUCCACACGAGCACUAAUAACGGCAUUCCGCAGCCUGAGCUGGCUUUCACUGGUUUCACAAACAAAUUAGAAAUAAUAAUGAAUACGAACUGCGCUAAAAAGUGGUUCCAUGCAAACUGCGAACAAGUGGGCGGGACGGAAUUGGUUAGGAUUUCCGUUUAAAGUUAUCUUACCCAAUGAAUGGAUAGCCGAAUGAAAUUAUUUGCAUAUUUUUGAGUUGUCAAUUUAUUUUGAUUUGUCUGUGUGCGUGUCGCGUUAGUAUUAAAAUUAACUUGUAUUAGUUAGAACCAUAUUUUAGGGGCCUUUUUCA